Pocillopora verrucosa is the source of this 860-nucleotide messenger RNA. RefSeq lists its product as uncharacterized. NCBI's taxonomy places the organism in Eukaryota, Metazoa, Cnidaria, Anthozoa, Scleractinia, Pocilloporidae. The record is from RefSeq and is a predicted model, not a curated record.
CUGACAAUAACUUUUCUGUGACUGAAAUUUAAUUCAUUCAGUACUAGAAGGCAGAAGGUCUUGAAAAUCAAACUGAAAAAUGCUAUCUGAAAAUGACGGUGAUUGCCAAGAAAGGAUAAGCCGACGCGUCGAAUUUAAGACAAGCUACAGUGUUGAAAGUUUAACAUCAGGAAGUAGCGACGGAGAAUCCUAUUCGCCGCGUUUGCCUCAUGUAAGGAGAAGGGACAGUCUGUUACAAAGAACAAAAUCCUUCAGUCAGAUCAUCCACGAAAUGGGCUCAAACACAAAGAAGUUAGAAGAAGAAAUGUAUGGACUUCUACGCGAUAUGGAUACCCUUCGUAAUCAGAACCUCAGUACUGGCCGGCGGCUUCAACGUCUACAGAGAGUGUCGGGAGCGAUGAAAGAACAACUACAGGCCUUCAGUCCUGUGCGGUCAGCAGCGAGUCAUCGACAUCUUAAUCACACGAACAUUAUGACCAUGAAUGAAAAGAGAAAUUGUUACUCAAUAGAAAAUCUGCCCACAGAAUCAACUUGAGUCCGAAAUAAGGGAAAUUGGCUAUUGUAAACAUCAAUUUUAUGGAUCAGCUGGCUUUGUUUAUUCAACAAUUAAAAGAAUCAGUAACACAGGAUUCCAAUAAAAACAGAUGUAGACAGUCAUCUAGUCAGUAGACUGUUUUCGUGUCCAUCUUUGAGGUAAAUUCAAUCCGAGAAAGGAGUCAUAGUUUUAUUAAGUUUUGAUAAAAGUAAAUGAGGAGACUUUCCGUGGUUUUCUAUGUGUAGUUAUUGAAUCCAGUCAAGAAGUUAUCUACUUGUAAUUGUUUAACUGGAGUAUUUACUGAUUAAAGUGAAGUGUGACUAUA